AUGACGACAUCACAACCAGUUUUUGCUCUAAGAGGAUUUCAAGGCUAUAGUCUUCGAGGAGAAGUAAAAGCGUCCAGUGAUUUUGUUUGGAACAUAUUCAGUUUAAAGAGCCUGGACAGAGCCCGAUUUGAAGAGACUUUGUACUGCGAAAAGAAAGAAGAUUUGCUUGUCGACUCCACAAUCAGUUGUAAGUUUUUUUCCAGUUCGGAAAAAGCUAAAGUUGAAACCGAGAAAAAAGAGAAGCAUAUCACCAAGACUGAAACAUCAGCGAGUAGUUGCAAGCCGGAGCCGAUUCGACACAAAAAGACACGAAGAGACAGGAAGUCCCCGGAUGUAAUCGAUCUUUUGUAUGACUUUCCAGGAAAGCGCAAGCCUCGCCCUAAAGGUCUUGCAGCUUAUGAGAUGGGGGACCCUCUGGGCUCCGGCGGAUUUGGAGAAGUUUUUGCCGCCAGACGAAAGAAAGACAACCUGCCGGUGGCUAUCAAGUUCGUGAACAAGAGCAGAGUCAAGAAUUAUAGAGAGAUAAACGGAAAACAGUUCCCAGCCGAAGCUUACUUUCAGCGCCACGUUCGGCACCCGAACGUGAUUCAAUUACUAGAUAUCUUCACCAACGAAGAUAACUUCGUAUUCGUGCUCGAGCGUCCUGAAGAUUCUGCAGACUUGUUCGACUACAUUGACGCCUGUGAUGGCCUGAUUGAAGACGAAGGUCGGGAGCUGUUUACUCACAUACUGGAGGCGGCGAUACAAUGUGAAGAACAAGGUGUGCUACACCAGGACAUCAAGCCAGAAAAUAUCAUCAUUGAUAUGAACAAAAUGGAGGCCAAGCUGACUGAUUUCGGUCUCGCUUGUGAUGCACAGGAUCAACCCUUCAGGCGCUUCGCAGGCACUCAGCAUUAUUGUCCCCCUGAGUUCUACUCUCAUCGUUAUUUCUAUGGUAACCACGCUACUGUUUGGCAACUAGGUUUUCUAUUGGCUGAGAUGCUGUCGGGUGAGAUGCCAUAUGUCAAGCCACGUAUGGCUCUUUACAUGCGUCCUUCCAUUCCAAAAUUCGUUUCAAAUGAGGCCCGGAGUUUGAUUUCAUGGAUGUUGUCGCGAGAUCCAGAUGAGCGCCCCACAUUACAGCAGAUCCGGUGCCAUCCAUGGAUCAACAAAUCCCGCCACCACUGAAGGCGGGGCACAUGCCAGCGGCCCACCAUCAGCCGCGCAUGUGCUGUUGCGACUGGAACCUGUGCAAAUGCUUCCUGAAGAUCAAAGCACUUUUCUUCUGCUUGCGUGCAUGCAGUUGAGGGAAGCAGUCAUCCCGAAAAAUCAAUAAGGUUCCAAGCCGUCACUGAAGCGAGAUCAACUCCAUUCUACCAGCGGUUAACCUCAACCGAGUGUGUAGUGCUCGUACGAGAAUGAAACAAUAGGAACUCAAGAUCUAAGUCGUAAGCCUGAAGGACGUUUAGAUGAGUUCCGUUUUUGACCGUCAAGAGGGACUUAAAGUCUCUACAGCUGGGCUUACGCAAGCCGAAUCAUCCGGUCCUCAUAGGGAAGCAACGGAUCACUGCAGCCAUACAUCUGAACUUGUCAUAUGUCGAUCAAAAGCUCAUCACUUGAUGGGUUGUCGACAGAAUUUGUUGACCGCGAA
Stylophora pistillata is the source of this 1630-nucleotide messenger RNA. Its product is annotated as serine/threonine-protein kinase pim-1-like. Gene Ontology annotation, cellular component: cytoplasm. Gene Ontology annotation, biological process: negative regulation of apoptotic process; protein autophosphorylation. Lineage: Eukaryota; Metazoa; Cnidaria; Anthozoa; Scleractinia; Pocilloporidae. Gene Ontology annotation, molecular function: protein serine/threonine kinase activity; ATP binding. The record is from RefSeq and is a predicted model, not a curated record.